AUGUUGUUUGCCGUCUUAGCCGUACUAAUUACAGUACAGAGCUCAUUUUGCAAUGAAUUAAAUCAAACAACUUGUCGACCGAAAGCAACGCAGAAGAAUACAUCAAUAAUCCUGAAAGACCUUCGUCGUGAAAUGCAAAACAUCGGUAUUGGUAUAUAUAUUAUUCUUUCCGGAGAUGAACAUGGCAGCGAAUAUACUCAAGAGUACGAUAAACGCCGUGAGUGGCUCACAGGAUUCCAUGGUUCAUCUGGUAUAGCAAUCGUGACGCUACAAACAGCAGCUCUCUGGACAGACAGUCGAUAUUUUACACAAGCCGAAGAAGAAUUAGAUUGUGCUAAUUGGCUUCUAAUGAGAGACAGAGCUGCAGGUGUACCGACUGUUACUCAAUGGUUAUUAACUAUGGGAAAUCAAACGAGAUUACCAAUCGGCGGAACACCUACAUUUGCUCCUUCGUCCAAGUGGAUAACGAUCAACAAAGCAUUGAAACAGAUUGGUAAACAGCUUCAACCUGUCGAUGACCUUGUCACUCGUAUAUGGCCUAACGAAGAACGUCCAAAGCCAUUACAAAAUCCUAUUGUUGAACACGAUAUUAAAUAUGCUGGAGAAACCGUUCAAGAAAAAUUACAAAAAACGACGAGAUCAAUGAAACGUCGUGGUAUCACAGCAACGAUUAUCAGUGCUCUCGAUGAAGUUGCGUGGCAAUUUAACUUACGUGGGGCAGAUAUUCCGUACAAUCCAUUUUUCAAAUCAUACGCUAUUAUUUAUACUGAUUAUAUCAAUCGACUACCAGAAUUAUUUGUCAAUUUAGCACAACUCAAUGGGACUAUGUAUCCAAUAGGCGUCAAGGUCUUCGAUUAUGUCGCGUUUUGGCAAUAUUUGAAUCGAACAGUAGCAGAUCCGACAGUAAAGAAAAUCUGGAUUGAUCCACAGGUGUCUCAAGCCAUAUACGGUUCGAUUCCUGCUGAGAAAUUGAUGUUACCUUUGCUAAAUUCUCCAGUGCAACGUGUGAAAGCGCAAAAGAACCGAGUUGAACGACAUGGCAUGAGGAUUUCUCAAAUUCGAGAUUCGGUUGCUCGUCUAAAACAUCUCGGAUGGAUUGAAGAACAAUUGAAAGCAGGAAUACCGAUUAAUGAGUCAAGUGCAGCCGACCAAUUGCUUGUCUAUCAAAAACAACAAAGUAAUUUUCAAUUUCCAAGCUUCAAAGCAAUCUCAGGAUCGGGAGAGAACGCUGCGCUUCCUCAUUAUUCACCUGAACCAAAAACAGCACGACCAAUAACAAAAGAUCAAGUUUAUCUGUUGGACGCCGGCAGUCAAUAUCUUGAUGGUACAACUGAUAUAACGCGGACACAUCAUUUCGGUACACCGACGGAUGUAGAACGGCGUGCUUAUACUCGAGUUCUGCAAGGUGUGCUUGAUAUUGCCGAUGCCAUUUUCCCUCUUGGUACUUACGGUAGAUCCAUCGAUUAUCUUGCCCGUAUGCAUUUGUUUCGCGAUGGAAUGAUCUAUGGUCAUUCAACUGGACAUGGUGUUGGCUAUUUCUUGGGUGUCCAUGAAGGCCCGCAAAGUAUUGGAUAUAGUUAUGAUCAAUAUGAAGAACCACUACUUGAAGGAGUAUUUAUUUCCGAUGAACCCGGAUUUUAUAAAGUACAUGAUUUUGGCAUACGUAUAGAAAACGUCAUGGAAAUUGUGCGUGCUAAUAAUAGCGUUUACAACAAGGAACAAUUCCUGCGUUUCAAUACGAUCACAUAUCUGCCAUAUGAACGUUCAAUGAUCGAUGUUAGUUUGCUAACAAUUAAACAGUAUAACACCAUCAAUCAAUAUCAUAAAGAAGUUGCUGAAAUGCUCGAGCCAUUACUGAAAGAUGAUCUGGCUGCUUUAAGGGCAUUACAUUCGCGUACAAAACGCUUAGAUCCGCUUCCAUUUAUAAAUCUGAAGAUUUCGAGAUCAGAAAAUGACGCUCACGCUAUGACUAGCUCACGAUUUAUAAUAGCAUUUCUACCCUUGCUUAUUGAAGUACCAAGCCAAACUACCAAUCCAACCCUAUUAUAUGAAAUUCUUCUCUUCUUUACUACUUAUUCACCCAUCAGUUAUAUAUUUCCGUCUGAAUUCGUUGUGCUUUUCGUUCGACUGGUCGAAAUCAAUUGCAUGUCUUGUAUAACAACAGAUCACUAG
Messenger RNA from Adineta ricciae, 2172 nucleotides. NCBI's taxonomy places the organism in Eukaryota, Metazoa, Rotifera, Eurotatoria, Adinetida, Adinetidae. The record is from the annotation of a GenBank genome assembly.